Messenger RNA from Anastrepha ludens (Mexican fruit fly), 9277 nucleotides. It is a transcript of the gene Not1, whose product is annotated as CCR4-NOT transcription complex subunit 1. Gene Ontology annotation, molecular function: molecular adaptor activity. The record is from RefSeq and is a predicted model, not a curated record. Gene Ontology annotation, biological process: nuclear-transcribed mRNA catabolic process, deadenylation-dependent decay. The coding region runs from base 1097 to 8584 and encodes 2495 amino acids. The transcript is spliced from 11 exons. NCBI's taxonomy places the organism in Eukaryota, Metazoa, Arthropoda, Insecta, Diptera, Tephritidae. Gene Ontology annotation, cellular component: CCR4-NOT core complex; P-body.
GAAAAUUAUGAAGUGCGAGGUUUUCGCAGUCUUGCUGGUUAAGACAAGGAAAUUGCCGUGAAUAGUAAAAGUGGACCAUUUAAUCACGAUAAAAUUGCAGUCAGUUUUAAAAAGCAACGAUCUAAAUUAUUUUUUUUAAUAAAAAACGAAAUAAAUACCUCUUGCUGAAUGAAAUCACUCUAAAAAAUAAUCUGAAGUAGCGAGCGCAAUUUAGUGAAAUUAUUACGUGUAUUGAUGGGGUGUUGGUGUACGUGAAAAAAUGUGCUGAGCAACGGAGAAGGAACGAGGACGAAUACGACACAUUUUUAUACAUUCGUGAUAAUUUAAUUAUUUUUAUUGGAAGAAGGCAAUGUUAAUACGUGGAUCAGAGUAUAAGUGAGUUUUAGUUGGCCCCUUAUUAAAGGGGCCAAAAUAAAAGGUGAAAGCAGAGGAAAAAUUCGAGACUCAACGAACAUAUCGGCUAAUCAGCAAAUAAGGAAAAAAAAAAAACGAAAAGAAAAUAGCAACGAGAUAAAGAAGUAAUAAAAAAACGUUUGAGAAGGUGAAUAAUCGGUCGCUGUACAUAAGUGCCUGUUCAGUGUGAAGCAACAACAAUUGUCAAAGUGCUGCCAGUGAGAUAUAUUUUUUUAACUUUUCAACACAAAUAAACUUAAAAAAUUAUAAACUAGAAAAUCGAAAUAAAAUAAAACAAAAGCUACGGAUGACGACCAUUGUAUUCCAAUUCUGCUGCGCAAUUACCAAAUCGAGCAAAACAUAUACUAAAUAAUAAAUAUAUCAGCAAUACGAAAACGUAAAAAGAGAAAUUAAGAAACUGUCAACGUCAUUUUUCCAAUUCGCUUUCGAUUUUAUAUUCUCUUUAGACACAACGUCAACGAAUUUUCGUUAAUUCGUUGCAAUUGCCAUUCGAUUGAAUUGUGCGAAAUAUAUAUUUUUUUUAAUUUCGUUUUGUACAUUGGCCACUCGCGUGCGCGUGUGUGUGAGAUCAUAUUCUUUGGAAAGCUUCAUUCAGUGCUAUCACUGUCCUUGAAGCCCACUCCCGAGAACAGAUCCCACAUCGUGUGCCGUUGCCGUACAAUCUUUGAAUGGGACACCAGCUAUGAACCAAUUGAAAUUCACGCUAGCGCAGAUUGGUAUUUUGGUCAUACAACUGAACAAGAAAAAUUUUGCUGAAACCAGUGAGAGCAUAAACCAGUAUAUUAAAGAGAUUGGCUUGGAAGCGGACCGCCAUUGUUUGCGCUGCCUAUUCUCGGCCAUCAAUUUUACUGAUACGACGUCAACAAGUCCCAAUUCGAACUACAAUUUCAUAGUACAAGCACAAGCGAAAUUACUUGGUGCUCAGUUGGAAAACCAACUAUCCAGAGCGUCUGUCAUAUCGAAUAUAUGCUUUGCCGUCGACCAUUGCUUUCCUCAACAAAAGACUCUUAAACCGACACCGCAACUCAUUGCGCAAAUAGCUAAAUUAACAGGAAUAAGUAAACUCUGUGAAGUGGUAUUGUCAAUAGCAUUAACACACUCAACCCAACCUGAUUUAAGUGAAUACUCUUUGGAACAUUUGAAACUUUCAUUUCCCGAGCUUAUUGAAUCAUUUUUGGAAAACAAAGACUCUACCGCUUCUAUUGGAAGCAAUUUACAAGACGUGUCCAUAGAUAUCCUCCAAAUAAUUAUCGUUUAUCUAGACGAGUUUGUUAACAAAAAACUCAGAAAUCAAUUUUUGGAUAUAUUACGGAAACAGUUUCCGCUAGAGCGUUCUUCACUCAUCUUAGCACCACAUUUAUAUCGUCAAACAACUCUUUGUGCUAAGGAGACUGUAUGUUGUGAAUCCACAUCAUCAUUGGAGGUUUUGGAUGCAGAAGAAGUUUAUGACAAAGACACAACUAUUACGACUGCAGAUGGGGGCGUUGCUAGCCAGCAUUUGACGGAAAUUGGCAUUGAAGAUAUCUAUGACAAUUUAUGCGAGACGAUAUUUACAACACAGGUGAAUAGUAAUAUUAUGGACACAUCCUGGAUUAAUUUAAUCCUAGAGAUUGGUUACGAAUUCACAUCAAGCGUUGAAGAAUGUAAGAAUCAUCUACGUUGUGGUUCGCGUGAACUUCAAUCACAGGAUGUGGCCAAGAUCAUUGGCCUUAUGUGCCGUAGGCACUCCUCGCUACUUGACUGCAAUGUAAAUUUAGGAACACCUGCCAAUUUUUGGCCUGGUCAGCAGGGUGCUGGGCCCGGUACGCAACAACAACAAAAUGUGGCCAAUAAUAAUGACGGCAGUAACGUUACGGGCAGCGGCGUUGAUAAAGCAGCCAAUGUAAAUGACAAAAAAGACAAAGUCGGCGGUAAUGCGGCGGGAACAACCAGCACUGAAACAACACAAGCAUGGAAACCGGAUGCGUUUGUGCAGGCGUUAAAGGAGGUGGUGCCACAGCUGAAUUGGAAGGAGGUGUGCUUGGAACUUGAUCACCCGGAAUUUAUUAUAAAGGAUAGAAUUGGCCUGGAUCUUCUACUCACCAUUUUCCGUUUGGGCACACAAUCUGCUCUAUUCCCACACCCAGAAUGUAUAUAUCGUCACUGGCAGAACGUGAACGGACAGCUAUCGCUAAUAGCGGUUAUGCUAAAGAAUCCAGAUUUGUUUUCCUUUUCCGAUUACAUCUUCACUGCCGCACCAGUGGAGAUGCUAAAGACACCACCGGAUUCUGAAAACAAAGAAGUGUGCGCUUGGAAAUCGCUGCAUUUAGUUGAAGUUUUGCUGUACAUUGCCGAUCAAGGGUACUAUCCACAAGUGAUAGAAUUGUUCAAAUUCCCAGCGCAACAUAGCCCGGAUAUACUAUUUUUAUCAUUAUUGCACAUCAAUCCACCAAUCACUGCAUUACGACAGGAACUUUUCAGUCAACUCAUACCGACGUUCCUUACAAAUCAUCCAAAUUCAGGUGUAGUCCUGCUAAAUGCAUGGAAUUCCGCAAACUUCGGUGUCGUUUUACGUCCUAUCGUUAUGCAAGCCAUGUCAGAAUGGUAUCAGCGCGGCACCGAAUACGACCAGGUUAAGCUGUCGCGUAUACUCGAUGUAGCGCAGGAUUUGAAAGCACUAUCCACGCUGCUCAAUGAACGUUCUUUUCUAUUUGUAAUCGAUUUAGCGUGUUUGGCAUCGCGUCGUGAAUACCUAAAAUUGGAGAAAUGGUUAAGUGAUAAGAUACGCGAGCAUGGUGAGCCUUUCAUUCAAGCAAUUUUGAAAUGUCUACAACGUCGUUGCCCACAAAUUACAAAUGCUAAAAUACCGGAAAGUCAGCUGCCAUCAAAACAGGCCCAGCUACCACCUGAAACAGUGACAACAAUGUUGCAAUGCUUACAAGCCUGUAUUGUCAAUGUUCCACCAGAAAUAGCUGACCUUAUAAUGCAAAUGACAGCAAACUGCUCAAUUAUGGCAAAUAAAGCAAGAGCUGCCGUACCACCAUUAGUGCCACAGCUGCAAGGUGUAAUGCGUGGACAUCGCGGAAUGGAUAUGGGCGGUGGUGUACCAGGAGUUCCACCACCACCUUUUUCUGCUAAUCUGAAUGCACAACAAAUGUUUGGUCCCACAAUGGAUACGCUAUCAAACUUAACAACAAACAUAGCCAAUUUAAAUCUUGGUGGUCCGAAUGGAGCCUUCAAUUUCGGAAAUGUUUUAGGUAAUUUGGCGUCCACCCCAGCUUCUCCGUCGCGUCUUAUGAACCCAGCUGCCAGUCCAUAUCCCCUCAAUGCAAUGCAAAUACCGCCACCAAAUGUCGGCAAUUUGGCACGUAUGCCACCAACAGCACCGCAGCCCACGCCUACACCACCUAAUCCCAUCAAUCCCGGCAUGGCCGAUCUGCAGGGGCCUGUCUCCAAGGAAGUUGAAGAUGAGGCCAAUUCAUAUUUUCAACGUAUUUACAAUCAUCCACCACAUCCCACUCUCUCCAUUGACGAAGUACUUGAUAUACUGCAACGUUUCAAGGACUCCAAUAUACGUCGUGAACAAGAAGUUUAUCAGUGCAUGCUACGUAAUCUUUUCGAAGAAUACCGCUUUUUCCCACAUUAUCCCGAAAAAGAAUUACAAAUCACCGCACAAUUAUUUGGUGGCAUUAUUGAGCGUAAUCUAGUGCCAACAUGCGUGGCAUUAGGUUUGGCUUUGCGCUGUGUUUUGGAUGCAUUACGCAAACAGGAUUCGAAGAUGUAUAAUUUUGGCAUAACAGCAUUGGAUCGUUUCAAAAAUCGUCUUCAUUCCUACAACAAAUACUGCGAAUAUAUUCGCUCCAUUGCACAUUUUCAUGAGUUUCCACCGCAUUUGAUACAGUACGUGGAAUGUGGCUAUUUACAACAGGAGCCACCACCAGCUAAAAUACAAAUGUUGAUGUCGGGAAGUGGACAACAGGCACCGCCCGAUUCAAUUUAUCGCAGCAAUUCAGUGACCGGUAACUUAGUAACAACACCAACACAACAAAAACCAAUGGUUGUUGCUCAGUCUAUACAUGCUUCGCGUAUGAAAUCCAUCGCCACCGCAACUAAUAUCGAUACGUUAUUGGUCGCCAAUCAGGAAGAAAAAGUCACUAUACCACCCGAACCGGUGCAGGACAAAACCGCCUUCAUAUUCAAUAACUUAAGUCAGCUGAAUAUACCGCAGAAAUGUGAAGAAAUUAAGGAGAUCAUGACUAAAGAAUAUUGGCCCUGGCUGGCACAGUAUUUGGUGCUGAAACGCGCUUCGUUGGAGUUCAAUUUUCAUACAUUGUAUUUCAAUUUCUUGGAGGCAUUGAAGAAUCCUGAAAUCAAUAAAUACGUAACCAAGGAGACUUUGCGCAACAUCAAAGUCUUACUGCGUUCUGAUAAGGGUGUGGUGAAUUUCUCCGAUCGCAGUUUGCUAAAAAAUCUGGGUCAUUGGUUGGGCAUGAUGACAUUGGGUCGCAAUAAACCUAUUCUACAAAUUGAAAUAGACUUGAAAACAUUAUUAGCCGAGGCAUAUCACAAAGGACAACAGGAAUUACUCUUUGUUGUGCCAUUUGUGGCAAAGAUUUUGGAGUCGUCAAAUAAGUCGAAGGUUUUCAAAACACCAAACCCCUGGACAAUGGCUAUCAUGAAUGUGCUUGGUGAAUUACAUCAGGAGCCUGAAUUGAAACUUAAUUUGAAGUUUGAAAUUGAAGUGCUUUGCAAGACGUUAAAUAUUGAGUUGCAGAAACUGAAGCCAAUUGUCUACUUGAAAGAUCCCUCACGUUCGAUGAAUAUCGAGCAUCAGAUGUCGCAACCUAAACCGAAGAAUAUCGAGGCACCGCCACAACAGCAGCAACCGUCACAAGGUCAAACACCGGGACCCGGUCAAAUGGGUCCCAACGAUCCAGAUCCACAGGCUUUGCUUAUGGGCAGUGGUAGUGCUAUUGGCGGCGGCAGUGGUGGCGGUGGCGCCGGAGGAGGAAAUGUACCAGGCGGUGUAGUGCCUUCACCUAGCAUCAGCAACGAAUCAGCCGGACAGGUCAUUAUGCAAGCGCCAGAACCGCGUUUCUCUUUUGUGGAAAUUAAUAUAGCCAAUUUCCAUCUCAUCGCUCAACAUGUGGUACUUUCGCCAAAUAUUACCUUCUUGCAUGCCAAUCCCGGCUUAAAGCAUAUUGUGCUGAAUGCAAUUGAACGCACAAUCACUGAAUGGCUGCAACCAGUUGUGGAUCGUAGUGUACGUAUUGCUGUGACAACCACAGAACAAAUUGUUCGAAAAGAUUUUGGGCUCGAUCCAGAUGAGAAUCGCAUGCGUACAGCUGCACACCAGAUGGUGCGCUAUUUGUCAGCCGGUAUGGCAAUGAUUACUUGCAAGGACUCCUUAUCCCAGACAUUGACAAACAAUAUACGUAAAGCUUUCCUAUCGGCGCUGACUGGCGGUCCUGGCUACCAAGAAAUCGAAGCAGCCGCAUUGCAGCUUAGCAAUGAUAAUGUUGAACUCGCUUGCGCUUUUAUACAAAAGACAGCUGCUGAGAAGUCAACUCCUGAAAUAGACCGACGCAUGUCCACCGACUUCGAUACACGCAAAAUGACUAGAGAUGAAGGAGGACGCUUCUAUGACACGCAAACAUUGGCGUAUCAAACGGAGCGCAUGCCAGAACAGGUUCGUUUAAAAGUAGGCGGCAUACCACAUACACAAUUUGCUGUGUACGCGGAGUUCGCACGCAACAUACCAGGCUUCCAACCGAUGACUGAGCGUGAUAUUGCUCUAUUCUUGCCCAAGCCUCAGGAGAUACCACCUGCUUCUUUCGGCACCGACGAAUUGGGUCUCAUGUAUGCCGAUUUAGCUGGCAAAAUGGAAGCAUUUCUGAACAGCACGAUAAAUGUAUCCACUUUGCAGCUGCAGGCUGGCAAAAUGCAUGCGUUGCUAAACGCGCUUAUGGUAACAAGGCGUAUACGUGAUAACGAAUCGGCACUCAACCUUUUGACACGCGUUGUGGAGGGCUUGGUUGAAGGUCUGGUGAACAUACCAGAGCACAUCGAGCAAAUGAAGUUGUACCGGGAUAUACAUUUGCGCAUAUUGACCUUGUUGCAGAACACAUUUGGUGCCGGAGUGACAGAGCGCGCAAUUACGAAAUGCAUCUUCGAUUUACGGGAGGAAGUGCGGUACAAUGUGGAAGCGACCAAAUUGCUUAUAACUUCUCAUUUCAUCAAUGUCCCACAAUUCGAUUUGUUGUUGCGGGAAGCCAUGGAUAAUGGCAAUAAUUACAUGGCAGUAACGUUUGCUAUGACAUUGAUGGAACGUCUGCUUGAUGGUCGCUCGAGCGCCACAUUAGAGACAGAAAUGACUGGCACAUUUGAGAUGCUGGGACGUUUGCCACAGAAUCGUCAUCGCUACCCAGAGGCGUUGACCCAUCAAAUAGAUAUGAUGGAUGCCGGACCAUUUGGCGGCGCUGAACGUUAUUUGGCUGGCGCUACGCAAUACAUGCACUCGGGCAUGCAACAUGUGCGGUCGAACGACUGCGAUGAUCCACCUGGUUUGCAAGAGAAGACCGAAUUUCUGCUCAAGGACUGGGUGUCCAUCUACAAUCAGUCUAACAAUAUGUCACGUGAAACCAAGAUCUUUACCUCAUUCGUACAAAAGAUGAAUAUGUACGGAAUUUUGAAAACCGAUGAUUUGAUAACGCGCUUCUUCCGGCAAGCAACACAAAUUUGCAUUGAUUUGGUGUAUCGCAUACUCAACGAUCCUAACAAUUCACCAUUGCAAGCGCGCACCAAAAUCUUCCACUGGAUGGACGCAUUUGUGCAUUUAAUUGCCCUGCUGGUACGCCACUCUGGCGAAUCGGGUAAUCCAACGACGAAAAUCAACCUGCUGAACAAGGUUCUGGGCAUCGUUCUAGGUAUACUGCUACAAGACCAAGAAUUGCAUGGCACCGCAUUCCAACAGCUCGGCUAUCAUCGCUUUUUCGUGAUGCUAUUCCUGGAGCUGAGCUCGCCCGACGCAGUGCUGGAAAGUCUAAUGCACAGCAUUAUGACUGCAUUUUCUCACACGUAUCACCUCCUAAAUCCAACGUUGGCACCCGGGUUUUGUUACGCUUGGUUAGAGCUGAUCUCACAUCGCAUUUUUAUCGGACGUAUACUCGCACAGAUACCGCAACAGAAGGGAUGGCCAUUGUACUCACAGUUGCUACUCGAUCUGUUCCGCUAUUUGGCACCAUUCUUACGGAACGCCGAGCUAGCGAAGCCCGUACAAUUGCUGUACAAGGGAACGCUGCGCGUUCUGCUCGUUCUAUUACACGAUUUCCCUGAAUUUUUAUGCGACUACCACUUUGGCUUUUGUGAUGCAAUACCGCCAAAUUGUAUCCAAAUGCGCAACAUAAUAUUGGCUGCUUUUCCACGUAAUAUGCGUCUGCCCGAUCCUUUCACGCCCAAUCUAAAAGUGGAUAUGUUGGCGGAGACUGCCACGGCGCCUAAAAUUUGCUCCAACUACGUAUUCAAUAUACAACCGGCGAAUUUCAAAAAGGAUCUCGACUCGUAUCUAAAAGCACGCGCACCAGUUACUUUCCUCUCAGAGCUGCGCUCACAUUUGCAAAUCUCAAAUGAACCCGGUUCACGUUACAACAUUCCGCUGAUGAAUGCGUUGGUGCUGUAUGUGGGCACGCAAGCUAUUUCGCACAUAAGAAGUAAAAAUUUCGUACCCAAUACAUCAAACAUCGCGCACAGCGCACACAUGGAUAUUUUCCAGAAUUUGGCCGUUGAUUUGGAUACCGAAGGACGCUAUCUCUUCCUGAACGCCAUCGCAAAUCAGCUGCGUUAUCCGAAUAGUCAUACGCACUAUUUUAGCUGUGCGGUACUACAUCUCUUCGCCGAAGCGAACUCAGAGGCGAUUCAAGAGCAAAUCACACGUGUACUACUUGAACGCCUUAUUGUGAAUCGUCCACAUCCAUGGGGUUUGUUAAUCACCUUUAUAGAACUGAUUAAGAACCCCAUCUACAAGUUCUGGGAUCAUGACUUUGUACAUUGUGCCCCAGAGAUUUCAAGGGAGAUAAAAAGUUUUCCCCCUUAUUUGCUUAGGUUAUUCGAAUCGGUGGCACGUUCGUGUAUGGUGAAGAAUCAUCCGCCGCAGAUGAACAAUAUGGAUGGCGAAAUUCAGGAAAUCAAUUAAAGCUGAACUACAACAAUAAAAACAACAACUGUAAGACAGCAGAGUUCUUACACUAUGGAUGGUGGUAACGGCCGUAGUGGUGGAAAUGGGUGGUGGUAGUUGUAAGAAUUUGUGUAUUUGAAUGGGAUCUGUUGGCGACGAUGGCGGCGUUGUCAGCAGCCCGCAGCCGUCCAUUAUCCACUAUGCGUGCACUGGCAUCCCAUUGAAACAAAAGUAGCAGAAGAUUAAAAAGUUUUUUUAAGCUAAAGAUACAAAAAAAUAUAAUUGAUUUAUGAAUUAAGAGAUUGCAACUUUUUUAAAAAGAAAAAACUAAAAAAAAUGGAAAAUUAAAAAUGAAAAAGAAAACGAAAAAACCCAAAAAAAAAACAUAAUAAUAAUAAUUUACUUGUAAGUAGUUUAAAAUACACGAUAAAGAGGAAGCAACACUUGAAAGAAAUUUAAAUUAAAUUUAUUAAUAAAUAAUUGAUGUAUUAUAAAUAUAAAAUUAAUUUGAACAAAACAACAAUAUAAAUGCUAAUUAUUAAAAAAAAAAUGUUUGUGUAAAAUUUCAAGUGGUUGGCAAGAGAAAAAACUCAAACGAAACAUAUAAAAAGGGAGAAAACGAGCGAAAACAAUAAGAGAUCAACUGAAAUUAAAUAUAGCGGACAGGAAAAGUACUAAGAAAAUUGAAGAAAGUGUAUGUGAAAGAAACGA